Molecule: messenger RNA, 2253 nt
Organism: Microthlaspi erraticum
Lineage: Eukaryota; Viridiplantae; Streptophyta; Magnoliopsida; Brassicales; Brassicaceae
Source: the annotation of a GenBank genome assembly
AUGGCGGAAAUACCCGAAAAGGACGUUCCUUUCACGGUUGAAGAUAUUGUUCAGAUGCCCUUACCCGGUUGUGUAGCACCAACCGCAGUCAGCUUUAGUCCUGAUGACUCUCUGAUCACUUACUUGUUUAGCCCUGAAGAGAAUUUGAAUAGGAGAGUGUACGCGUUUGAUGUUACCAAAGGAGAGUCUAGUUUGGUUUUUAGUCCUCCUGAUGGUGGAGUUGAUGAGAGCAACAUUUCACCGGAAGAGAAGCUGAGAAGGGAGAGGUUGCGUGAGCGUGGCUUAGGAGUGACUCGGUAUGAAUGGGUCAAGACAAACUUGAAGAUGAAAUUCAUUGUCGUGCCUUUACCUGCCGGGGUGUAUAUGAAGGAUCUUACUUCAUCACCAAAUCCGGAGCUCAUACUUCCAUGUACACCAACUUCUCCAGUCAUUGAUCCUCGUCUAUCUCCUAAUGGCUUAUUGCUUGCAUACGUGAGAGACUCCGAGUUGCAUGUCUUGAAUCUGUUGAAAAACCAGACACAGCAGCUAACAAACGGUGCCAAUGAAAGCACUCUUACUUAUGGUCUUGCUGAGUACAUAGCUCAGGAAGAGAUGGAUCGGAGGAGUGGCUACUGGUGGUCACUAGAUAGCAAGUUUAUAGCCUAUACAGAAGUUGACUCCUCACUGAUCCCUUUGUUCAGAAUAAUGCAUCAGGGCAAAAGUUCAGUUGGUUCAGAGGCACAAGAAGAUCAUGCUUAUCCUUUCGCAGGAGCUCUCAAUUCCUCUGUCCGUCUCGGAGUAGUUUCUUCAUCUGGCGGUGGGAAGACGACUUGGAUGAAUCUUACAUGCGGAGGCAAGAACAAUACGGAGGAUGAGUAUCUUGGCAGAGUUAACUGGAUUUCAGGGAACGUUCUCACUGCACAGGUUCUAAAUAGGUCGCAGAGUAAACUGAAGAUCAUCAGCUUUGACAUAAACACUGGUCAAGGAAACAUAAUCUUGACAGAAGAAUCCGAUGCGUGGGUGAGUUUACAUGACUGUUUCACACCUCUAGAGAAAGUCCCUUCGUCGUCGAGGCGUUCAGGAGGAUUCAUUUGGGCCAGCGAGAGGACUGGUUUCAGACAUUUGUAUCUUUAUGAGUCUGAUGGGACAUGCCUUGGACCCAUCACUAGCGGUGAAUGGGUGGUUGAGCAGAUAGCAGGCGUGAAUGAGCAGAUGUCUCUGGUUUAUUUCACUGCCACUCUCGAUGGACCGCUUGAGACUAAUCUCUACUGCACAAAACUGGAAGCUGGGGAUGAGGCGUCUCGGUGUCAACCGUUGAGGCUUACACAUGGGAAAGGGAAACAUGUAGUUGUGCUUGAUCACCAGAUGAAGAACUUCGUCGACAUUCAUGACUCAGUCGAUACGCCUCCACGUGUUUCUCUUUGCUCUUUGAGCGAUGGAACCGUGCUGAAGAUUCUCUACGAGCAGGCAUCUCCUCUGCCUGUACUGAAAAGCCUUAAACUUGAGCCUCCAGAGUUUGUUCAGAUACAAGCGAAUGAUGGCACGACGAUGCUGUGUGGAGCUGUUUACAAACCUGACUGUUCGAAAUUCGGUCCUCCUCCGUAUAAAACGAUGAUCAAUGUUUACGGAGGUCCCGGCCACCAGUUGGUUCUUGAUUCUUGGGUCAAUACAGUCGACAUGAGGACACAGUACUUGAGAAGCAGAGGCGUCUUGGUUUGGAAGCUUGAUAACAGAGGAACACCAAGGCGUGGGCUGAAAUUUGAAUCUUCGAUCAAGAACAAAUGUGGUUAUGUUGAUGCGGAGGACCAAGUAACCGGAGCCAAAUGGCUAAUCGAGAAAGGUCUAGCUAAACCGGACCAUAUUGGGGUGUAUGGAUGGAGUUAUGGUGGAUACCUCUCAGCGACGCUCUUGACACGAUACCCUGAGAUCUUUACCUGUGCUGUCUCGGGUGCUCCUGUGACGUCAUGGGAUGGGUACGACACGUUCUAUACGGAGAAGUACAUGGAGCUUCCUGUGGACGAGCGGUACGUGAAGAGCUCGGUGAUGCACCAUGUUGGGAACUUGAGGGAUGAGCAGAAGCUGAUGUUGGUGCAUGGGAUGAUCGAUGAGAAUGUGCAUUUCAGGCACACGGCUAGGCUUGUGAACGCGCUUGUUGAAGCCGGGAAGAGGUAUGAGCUGUUGAUGUUUCCAGAUGAACGGCAUAUGCCGAGGAAGGAGAAGGACAGGGUUUAUAUGGAGCAGAGGAUUUGGGAGUUUAUAGAGGAGAGCUUAUGA